Molecule: messenger RNA, 3683 nt
Organism: Nelumbo nucifera (sacred lotus)
Lineage: Eukaryota; Viridiplantae; Streptophyta; Magnoliopsida; Proteales; Nelumbonaceae
Product: BTB/POZ domain-containing protein At3g44820-like
Molecular function (GO): protein binding
Source: RefSeq, a predicted model, not a curated record
GAUAAUAAUACAAGGUGCGCGUUACGUUGUGAUUGUGUAUUUUCACGUGGAUCUCCGGGCCCGCAAUGAAACGAAAGCUGUCCUCUGAGUUUCUCUCUCUCUCGUGAUCAUGGGUGCAGCAGGGGGCCAGAGGCCCAGAAAACACUCCCAGGGGAGAGGGAGAGGGAGAGGGAGACACAGAUGCAGACAUGAUGGGCUUUAUCGUUGCAAAGCGUGAGCGGUUUCUGCGAUUCUUCCGUGUCAGGGGAUAGGGAUACCAGCCAACCGGCCAAGGCCAGAGACGCCCAGGUGACGGAUGUGCAGUUCCACCUAGGACAGAAUCUUUGCAUGAUUAGCCUUACCAAACACGGCGUUUUGGGUUGAAAUUAUAUUAAAGGUGUUGAUUAUUUUUUCUGCUGGAGGGGGGUGGUGUUAGACUGGCUGUUAGUCUUGAACUCUUGGUGGUGUGUGGUGUUGUUUUCGUUCUUUUGGCAACUGGCAAACUGGUUGGCAAUUGGCAUCCCCCAACGCUCACGGAGUCAGUUUACAGUCUCACAGUCACAGCCACGGACCACCACAGUGAGUCCCACAAACGAACGUCUCUUCGUUCCGUCUUGCCUGUUCACGUCGUGAUAUGUGCGCCGGUUUUCUUUUUAAACAGAAAGAGAGAAGUAAAAGAAAUGGACCCCGUCUUUUUUAAAUUUCCAAUUUUGUUGUUCGUCGUGGUUCUGAGUGAUGACUGCUGUUGCUGGAUGCUUUUGGUGCUGGCAAUGGCACGAGUUCAACUUUUUACGAACACCUGGAUGGCAUAGCUGUAAAGAUCACCACCCAUCAGCAUUCUUUACGAUCAGGACCAUCUCACCCAGUUCCCUGCCUUUCUCUCCCUCUACUAUCAGUUCCGUGUCUUCUCUCUCUCUUCCCCUUUUCGAAUUCCACUCCUUUAGUCCUCGUUCCCUGCUUCAGUCCAUGUGAAUAAGGCUUCUUACCGUCUCUCUUAUGGCUUCGACUGGGAAGGCUUGUGUAUUCUAUCGUGAAGGAAACGAUUGGUUUUGUAAUGCUGGUCUGCCAAGUGAUAUUGCUGUUGAAGUAGAUGGUGUUUGCUUCCAUCUUCACAAGUUUCCUCUUGUAUCGAAAUGUGGGAAGAUAGAAAAUUUAUUGGAAGAUUCUCAGAGUAAGCAUGGAGAGACUUUCUACACCACAUUAAGUGAAUUUCCUGGUGGACCUGAUAUGUUUUUGGCUGCAGCCAAAUUCUGCUAUGGGGCCAGAGUGGAAUUGGCACCAAGGAACGUAGUGAUGUUGUAUUGUGCAGCAGAUUAUCUUGAAAUGACAGAGGAAUAUGGAGAAGAAAACUUAUUAGCGAAGUGUGAGAAUUUCUUUCACAAGAAUGUGCUUUGUAACUGGAAAGAUUGUAUUUUGGCUCUUCAAAGUUCUGAUCCUGCCAUUUUGAGAGCUGAAAAGCUACAGAUUUUGAGCAAAUCUCUGAAUUCUCUAUCUAUGAUGGCUUGUACAGAUCCUAGUCUAUUUGGAUGGCCCAUGAUGAUGUAUGGUACCUUACAGAGCCCUGGUGGAAGCAUCCUAUGGAAUGGUAUAAACACUGGGGCAAGAAUCAGAAGCUUGGAGUCUGACUGGUGGUUUGAAGAUGUUUCAUACUUCAGUGUGUCUUUGUUUGAGAGGCUCAUUCAAACAAUGAAAGCAAGAGGUAUGAGACCUGAAAAUGUAGCAGGUGCAAUCAUGUACUAUACAAGAAAGUAUCUACCAGGUCUCAGCCGAUGGCAGAGUGGACAAAGUGGGAAAAGUAGAUCUGUUACAAGUUUUAGCAUGACACCUGCCACUAUUGAUCAGAGGGUUCUGCUGGAAAGCAUUGAAAAGCUGCUCCCUGAGAAGAAAGGGAAAUCUUUUUGCCGUUUUUUGUUGGGGCUUCUACGUGUUGCAAUGAUACUGGAUGUUAGUCAACUGUGCAAGGACUCCUUGGAGAGAAGGGUUGGAAUGCAACUGGAUCUAGCAACUCUUGAUGGUCUUUUAAUUCCUACUUAUUCAGAUUCUGAUACUUUAUACAAUACUGAUUGCGUAGAACGGAUUAUCCAGCAUUUUUUAUCUUUAGAAUCAAGUGUGACAUGGUUUUCUCCUUCAUCAUUUGACCUAGAAACAUCAUCACCAUCUGGUUCCCUACAGAAAGUUUCAAAGUUGAUUGACAGCUACAUUGCAGAGGUUGCUGCUGAUGUAAACCUGAAACCUGAUAAGAUACGAUCUCUUGUGGAMUCUCUUCCAGAAUCUUCAAGGUCCUUUCAUGAUGGACUAUACCGAGCGCUGGAUAUCUAUUUUAAGGCACACCCUUGGCUUUCAGAUAAUCAGAAGGAGCAACUCUGCAGCUUGAUAAACUACCGGAAGCUCUCAAUUGAUGCCUGUGCACAUGCAUCUCAAAAUGAGCGCUUGCCACUCAGAAUCAUUCUUCAAGUCCUCUUCUUCGAGCAGCUACAGUUGCGAACAGCUCUUUCUGGCUGUCUUCAUGUCUUGGAUAAUGAGAGUGCUCCUGCAGGACCUACUACUGCCACUGAUGAGAUGGCAGGCCACAUUGUGCAAAAAAAUGGAUGGGUUACAGUUGUCCGUGAAAACCGAGUCCUUAAAGUAGAUAUGGAGAGAACGAGGGCUAGAGUUGCUGAACUUGAGCAAGAAUUUGGAAAAAUAAAACAAGAGAUGCAUAGGGUGGCUAAAUUGCGUAGCUUCUUCAGUUCCACACGUUUGAUGGCAAAGAGAAUUGGGUGCAAGCUUCUGCCACGAUCCUCUGAUGUACAAGCAGAAAUUAUUGAAAGUGUGGUUCCUAGUCCAAGGGCAUCCACUGAACAGGCACAGCCUUCACACCAUUUAAGACAACGCAAAAGUUUCUCUUUGUUCUCAUCAUAGAAACGAAGAAAGGUUAAGUUAUGUCAAUUCUGUAGAAAAAUUUUGUAGUGGCUAAAGGUGGGUGGAUGUGAAGGUAGUCUUCCACCGCAGAUAAGAUAAGCCAGAACUGGCAGAGUUGGACACUGUUGUUUAUUGGUCCUUGGGUGAUGCUCUAUGCUAAAAAGUUGGUUAAGCGAAGCCAGUAAAAGUUCCUGCAUUCUUUUGGUGAUAAGGGGAGAAAAUACGGAAGUAGCUCAGAGAAAAGAUAUGAAUCAGGUGAUAUGUUCAUCAGAUUACCCCAAAACCAGUACAUAAAUACUUAAAUUGCAUGCAUGUGUUACAUGCAUAAAAGUUAGCUUCUUCCCAUUUUGAUGGAAAAAAGCUUCAGAAUAUGCUAUUUUAUCAUACGAGAGAAGAUGCUCAUUACUGCACAGCAUGACACUUAGUUUAAGGUUUUGCUGUCCACUGGUGAGUGUCCAACUAUCCAAGAUCAGAUCAACGAAUUACAGAGGGCUUGCGAUAUGAUGGAGCUAAGCUGUUUAAAAAUAACAGAAAAGCAUGUAAUUUCCUGCGGUGUAUAUAUGCAUGAUUUAUUUGUAAUACAUUGUUGUACAGCUCUGUGAAACAAGAUAAAGUUUCAGAAAUAUGGGGGGGCCAUGAAAGAUGUUAGGCUCCCUUGCUUUGAACCAAUCGGGCUACCAUUCUUGAAACGCAUUUCUUUUCUUUAUUUGUUUUUUAUGUACUUUUCUUUGGUUAAGGUGGGAACCCACAGACCCAAGGUUGUGAGUAGAAACACCAUCCAUUGGAGCUGUCUAUUCGUAAUA